Messenger RNA from Betta splendens (Siamese fighting fish), 853 nucleotides. It is a transcript of the gene tnnc1a, whose product is annotated as troponin C type 1a (slow). Gene Ontology annotation, cellular component: myosin II complex. The transcript has 6 exons. Bases 234 to 719 code for a protein of 161 amino acids. The record is from RefSeq and is a predicted model, not a curated record. Gene Ontology annotation, molecular function: calcium ion binding. NCBI's taxonomy places the organism in Eukaryota, Metazoa, Chordata, Actinopteri, Anabantiformes, Osphronemidae.
UGCCCUCCUCUGCUCAUUCCAUUCCAAAGCACGGCCCCUAAGAGCUGCUGCAUUUUUAUCAGAGCCGGGUGAUUGUGACAGAUUGGCCAAAUGACACACAUGCACAGACACACAUCCGCAGACACGCUGCCUGGGGAGGGACCACACAGCACCUGGCUCCAGCUAUAAAACCCUCCCAGGACCGGGCGGCGUCCUGCCCUGAGCUGGACAGUAGCAGGACACGAGCCUCCACCAUGAACGACAUCUACAAGGCAGCGGUCGAGCAGCUGACGGACGAGCAGAAGAACGAGUUCAAGGCAGCGUUUGACAUCUUCGUCCAAGACGCGGAGGACGGCUGCAUCAGCACCAAAGAGCUGGGGAAGGUGAUGCGGAUGCUGGGCCAGAACCCCACCCCCGAGGAGCUGCAGGAGAUGAUCGACGAGGUGGACGAAGACGGCAGCGGCACCGUGGACUUCGACGAGUUCCUGGUCAUGAUGGUGAGGUGCAUGAAGGACGACAGCAAAGGGAAGUCGGAGGAGGAGCUGGCCGAGCUGUUCCGCAUGUUCGACAAAAACGCGGACGGCUACAUCGACCUGGACGAGCUGAAGAUGAUGCUGGAAUCCACAGGGGAGGCGAUAACGGAGGACGACAUCGAGGAGCUGAUGAAAGACGGCGACAAGAACAACGAUGGCAAGAUCGACUACGACGAGUUCUUGGAGUUCAUGAAGGGAGUGGAAUAAUCCAGACCAGAGGAGAUCCUCACUCUGUUUGUCCACUGUCGUCGGUGGAGAAUUUGAUCCCAACACUUAGAUUUAGUGAUUCUGUAUUUUUCUACCAUCUCCUAUCGUUGUAAAUACAGUUCAUCCAGUAACUC